CAGGGCGAAGCCAGCCAAUCAGCGCACAGCCCGGAGAAGCGCUUCGACCAGAAGGAGAGGUUUGUUCUCCUCACCGAAACAACCCGAACCGAUCGUCGCGCCUGCAGCGGGGGUGUGGGAAGGUGAAGCCAGCGGAUGCCCAAAGGUUGAUCUUUAUCGUGGACUGUUUGUGUUUAGGAAAGUCUGUGACGGCGGGGAACGGCAGCGGGUAAAGAGAUAGCGAGCACCGAGCCGACGGAACCGCCCCAGUUCACAUUAUCUGUAGUUACGGCGGGGUUAGGCGUCAACGACACCGAGGGAAACAUGUCCGGAGAGCCGAUUGUCAUCACGCUGGAGACGGCCGCCGGGGCCCCCAGUUCGUUCCCGGUGGUCUUGAAGAAAAUAAUGGAAAUGCCUCCGCCGAAUAUACUGGACGGGGACGACGAAACUGAUAAGGAGAAGCUGUUUCUGGGAGACAAUGUUGACCUCACCGCCGUGGGGGCCGACAUGGGUCCUUCAGCCGCCCUGACGCCGGCCAUCUGGGAGAAGACCAUCCCCUACGAUGGCGAGAACUUCCACCUGGAGUACAUGGACCUGGAGGAGUUCCUCAUGGAGAACGGUAUCCCCACCUCGCCCGGGGAGGACUCCGCCAAGAGCGGCACGGACGGGGACAAGCCGAAGGCCGGGCCCUCUGCGCAGAGAAACACUAUUAAAGCAGCGAGCGUGUCUCCAGUGGCCCUGCUGCCCAUCCAGGAGCUGGAUAAGUGUGAGGAGGAGGUGGUGAUCAUCACCAAGAGUGACUCUGAUAUCUCGUGUGACGUUAUCGCAGAGGUGACCACCGAAAAGGAGAGAGCGACUCCCGAACCCGUCGACCCGGAAGACAUCGAGGUCGAGAUCAACUACGAGCCCGACCCGACAGACUUGGUCCUGUCCAGCGUGCCCGGCGGCGAACUGUUCGACCCGCGCAAACACAAGUUCUCCGAGGAGGAGCUGAAGCCGCAGCCCAUGAUCAAGAAGGCAAAGAAGGUGUUUGUGCCUGAAGAACAGAAGGACGAGAAGUACUGGCAGAGGAGGAAGAAGAACAACAUGGCGGCCAAGCGCUCGCGCGACGCCCGCCGGUUAAAGGAGAACCAGAUCACCGUCCGAGCCGCUUUCCUGGAGCGUGAGAACGCCGCGCUGAGGUCGGAGGUCGCCGAGCUGCGGAAGGAGUGCGGCCGCUACAAGAACGUCGCGAGCCGCUACGAGGAGAAAUAUGGACCAAUUGCGGCGCCAGAUGACGAAUAGGCAGCGUUUGAUUUAUUCAUUUAUUUAAUUCCAAUGAAUAAAUAAAUCAAAGCGGUGCGCUCGGCCCAAGGGAACGCUCCAGUCAAUCCCAUGAAGACAACCACGGCGAGGAAGAGAGUGGCCGGCGCCGCCGUGGAGAUGUGAUAGCAUGUUAAGAUAUCAGUAUCUUUCUCCCUUUUUACUGAAAUGAAUUGUAUUUACCAUUGAGAGAAAAGUGUGAGAGGAUAUUCAAGUGCUUCUUUUCCUUUUUUCUUUUUUUCUUUUCGGUGUUUCUCUCCCGAGAGGAGCGCCUCAUGUUUUGUACGCCUGUGGCCGAAAGAGAUCAUUUGUGAUGUUUUUGUUUCAAGAAGAACUUUGGGGCUUUAUAGGUAGCACAUGCAAUAGGUUUAGACGGGUCUUCUUCAGUAGAGAUCGCUUCCAGUUUUCAGAGCUUAUAUACAAUCUGAAAACCUCUCCAGCGUUUUUAUUUUCAAAUUUAUAUUAAAGAGUUGUUUGAAGAGCUGGCCGUUCUCCGCCCGCGAAAACUUUAGACUGUGACAUUUCCAAUAACUUCUUCAGGGGAUUACAGUGAAGUGGCCAUAAAGAGAGAGAAAAAAAAAACAGGUAAACCCAGUCUCGUUCACUUCUCUUCAUAUGUACAAGCCACUCAUUAACAGCGCUCUGUCUCCGUCUCAUUCUUUGUGUUUUCCGGUCGCUCCCGUGCUUCACUCCACUUAGUUCGUCAGACUCGCCCAUCGAGUCUCCUGACGCCUGUACUGUAAAUAGCCGUAGGGUUCAACUCAUAUUUACUGGACUUUUUAUAUACAGAGGAAUGUGUAAACUCCGCCUAAACGCUUCACACUUUUCAGAGUCUGUAUUUACUCUCGAGUAGUAAAUCACCGUCGGAGCCGAUCACCUCUGUAAGGAGCUAAUGAUCCUGCCUUCAUUGUGUUCGUCUGUGGAGUCUCCGCAGUGCGCACCGUGUCGGGGCGUCGUCAACAAUAACCAACCGUUAAGUGUCUUUUUCAGUGUCUUCUGUGUCUCAAGCCAUUUCAAUGCAACAUGCAGUCUGUCAGUUUACAAGGUUGGGGGGUGGGGGGUUGGGGGGGACGACACUGUGUCACGUUACAAUCCCGCGGCUCGCUUUGGGGUUCUUCUACUGUCCAGCUGAGACAUAAAGGGAAAUGUGUGGUUCCUCUUGCUGCUGUGCUUCCUUCAAUACAUAUUCAGGCGUUUCACUAAAGUAAACUCCUUGUUUGCAGAGUCUUUCCAUUUGUUUCCUAAAACCACAAGUCAGGGUUGUGGAGGUACUCCAGGUUUCUCUAGCAAGCAUUAAAUUUAAGCCUCAACUUUUUUGAGUCACAUAUUUUGGAAUAAUUCUGACAAAUAGGUUUUCUGGCUCAUUUAAUAUUUUUUUAAAUGUCAAGUCUGUUGUGAAUGAAGGUUGCAUUUGCCUUCUCUCUGGAACAAGUCAAUUUGUUAACUGCGAGGGGUUGUUUUUAACCUUCCAGGUUACAUCUUUGUAUUUCUUUGUAAAGAAACAUUUAGGCAUUUAGAGUGUGGCUACUUCUUGUGUCAUGUAUAUAUGGUCUGUACAAUUAAAGCCUUGUUGAUGGAA
Salarias fasciatus (jewelled blenny) is the source of this 2860-nucleotide messenger RNA. RefSeq names its product TEF transcription factor, PAR bZIP family member a (gene tefa). The coding region runs from base 304 to 1263 and encodes 319 amino acids. Gene Ontology annotation, molecular function: DNA-binding transcription factor activity, RNA polymerase II-specific; RNA polymerase II cis-regulatory region sequence-specific DNA binding. Lineage: Eukaryota; Metazoa; Chordata; Actinopteri; Blenniiformes; Blenniidae. The transcript is spliced from 5 exons. The record is from RefSeq and is a predicted model, not a curated record. Gene Ontology annotation, biological process: regulation of transcription by RNA polymerase II. Gene Ontology annotation, cellular component: nucleus.